Molecule: messenger RNA, 1095 nt
Organism: Colletotrichum karsti
Lineage: Eukaryota; Fungi; Ascomycota; Sordariomycetes; Glomerellales; Glomerellaceae
Product: alpha-tubulin suppressor protein aats1
Exons: 1
Coding region: 1-1095 (364 amino acids)
Source: RefSeq, a predicted model, not a curated record
AUGUCGGUCCUCUUUGCGAUCGGAUCAAAUGGCUCAGGCCAGCUUGGAAUUGGCCAUAAGGAGGACGUCUCCGUACCGAAGCAGGCCAUCUUCUACCCUGACGAGCCCGAGUCUCCAGUAGUCAAGGUGGCUGCUGGCGGGAAUCACACGCUGCUUCUGACGGAGUCCGGACAACUUUACUGGAGCGGAGAUGCUACGAGCGGAGCAUGUGGCCUUACUUCGACGACAGAGACGCAAGAACCCGUCUUUCAGCAAGUUCAACUAAGCAAGGAAGGGGUAGAGAACAGCGCCACAACGUCCCUCGUUGCCGCGACUUGGGAGGCGUCAGUUAUCGUCCAGAAAGAUGAUGAGGGCAAGGCGACAAAAGUGUACAGCUUCGGAGCGGGACUGAAGGGCGAGCUUGGUCUCGGUGAGCUUCUGGUGCGCUCACCCUCAGCCACGCUGUUCAAGGAAUUCCCGCCAGCUGGCACUGAAGUUGUCGACAUCGCCGGAUGCAUGGGUCACGUCAUCAUGGUUCUGAGCAACGGUGAAGCCUACGGCUGGGGAAACGUGCGCAAGGGACAAGCCGGAAGCCCGGAGGCCGUCGUUCAUUCGCCGCGGAAGAUUGAGGGCGUCGACUUCAAAAUCACCAGGGCUGUCUGCGGCAAGGACUUCAGCUGUCUCUUCGGCGACCCCGCCUCAGGCAAACUCGUCGUUCUCGGCUCUGACAAAUGGAAUUUCAAGUCAUCAGCUCCGGCAUCCGUGCCCCAGUGGCAGGACGUGGGCGCAAGCUGGGGCAACGUCUAUGUGUUGAAGAAGGAUGGGGAGCUGCUGGCCUGGGGUAGGGAUGACCAUGGACAGCUCCCGCCGCCGAGUCUCCCGAAGCUGUCCAAGAUUGCCAUUGGCAGCGAGCAUGUUAUUGCAUUCACGGAGGACGGUAACGUGCUUGCCUGGGGUUGGGGAGAGCACGGUAACUGCGGCCCGCAGGUCGAAAACAACGAUGUCAAGGGACGGUGGAAUAUCAUUGCAUCGUCGAGAUUCAUUCCACCUGGUUCUAAGAUUACAGGUAUCGGCGCUGGCUGCGCGACGAGCUGGGUGACCAUCACAACCAGCUGA